CUGGAAGACCCCACACCUUCAAAAUACUCCAGUUAGACAAAUUUCGGAACAAUGUGAGAGAAGUUUGAGAGCAAAAAUAGUGGAAGUUAUUGUGUUGGAAGGCAGUUAUGUCCAUGCGAGGCACACCUAGGGGUUCUGACGAGAACCUGCAGUAUAGUGCUGCUAGUGACAGUUUUUGGGAUGUUGGAAACUUCAAGCGCACGGUCAAACGAAUAGACGAUGGUGCAAAGUUAUGUGACGAGUUUAUGAAGCUUGUCACAGAAAGAGCUGAAAUAGAAGCAAAGUACGCAUUUAAAUUGAAAGCAUGGGCCAAGAAAUGGGAAGAAUGUAUUAAAAAUGGACCGGAAUAUGGCACAAUGGAAGUUGCCAUGCGAGGCACUGUCACUGAAGCCGAGUCUAGAGCAGAGAUUCACUUGUUAUGCCGUGAUAAACUGAUGAACGACGUGCACGAAUCAAUUAAAAGGUGGAAAACAGAAAAUUACCACAAAGGAAUAUUUCAAUGGAAGGAGACCAAAGAGGCCGAUGAAGGGUUUACGAAGGCUCAAAAGCCUUGGGCAAAGCGAUUGGCUAAAGUUGAACGGUCGAAAAAGGCGUAUCACACUGCCUCGCGAAACAGCGAGCAAGCUCAAAAUUUGGAGAAUCAAGCAACUAACGACACCGAAUUGAAAACAGCUGAGAAACUGAAAAAGUUGCAGGAUGCAACAGAGAAAGCGAAACGAGAAAUGGAUAAAUGUAAAGAAAAGUACGAACUUCGCCUCGACGAAAUUACAUCGUACAACUCACAAUAUGAACGAGACAUGAUUCAAGAAUUUGAAAGAUGUCAAGAGAACGAGGACAGCCGUCUUGCGUUUUUCAGAGACACGCUAAUGAAGUAUCACAAAUGUUUGGAUAUAUCGGAUAGCCCUGAGUAAGUAUUUGACACGAUGCAAUUUAUUUUGUUGGGGUUGGUCCUUCGUUAUAGGAACGUAAGGAGUAAGGAAAAGUAUACUCCAGUUUCGUUCUAAUUAUAAAUUGAACAUUGCACUCGAUGAAUGUUCACUUGUCAUCCUCUUUGUACUUUUCUUGAGUACUCGUGUUCUCCGUAAUUAUUUUAUUAUUAUGCAAAUAUUACAACAAAUCAAGCGUAAACACUUUGAAUCCACUUAGAUAUGAUUUGCAUAGUUAAUCCAGUUUCCUACAGUGCGAUCUUCUCUUGUUCUGCGGCUUUCAAUGUUGUUUAUUUGGCUUCAGCAGCCUUCGAUGUAUAACAUGCCAAGAAUGUGUACUUUCCUUUAUUUGCAUGAAGGUCUAUGAAAUUGUAAUUCCCUAUCCUUCAUUAGAUAAUUUUCUGUCACCCCUUUUUAACUGAUUAAUCUUCAUCUAUGCUCAUCUAAUCGAAGUAGAUGAGAUAAGUACGGUAAUCAGUUAUUUGAUCGCUUGUAUUUAUUAUGGGCAGCAGACCUGAAAAUAUGUUCUUGGAUGUAUCAAGCCAUGAGAGAAAUAACUGAAAAAAGCACACAGGAAUGCAGCCAUCCAUAAAUAGCAAUACUUUGAAUAAUCCUUGAGUAUAAAGAUCACUAAUCUAGUGGUAGGACUGUUCAACUUAUCAGCCAAUGCGCUGCUUAGUAGUGUACCAACUAGGACUUCAAAUCUGGCCAGCUUUGAAGAAAUUCUCCAAGAUUAAAUGUAAAGUGCUCUGAUGUGACAGAAAAUUUUUUCUUAAUUUACUAUGUAUUGAAAAUGUGCAAUACUGCCACCUCAGUUCCAGAAAUAUGCAAAAGAGUAUUUUUUUUUUAAUAAACAGCAUGGAGUCUUAAAGAAGGUCUUGCAUCAAAAUUUGAAGGUCCAUUAAACAUGGUGGUUUUUUUCUCAAGACAAAAAGGUCAAGUUCAAGAUUCUCUUGUAAAAUGUUGUCCAAAUCAUAACAUGCUUUGUAAAAGAUCUACCAAGAAAUGACAGACGUGCAAAUAUUCUUUUUUCGUUGCACACUCAGAGAGUUAUAUAGUGCACUAUAGUCUCAAAUUUUUCAACUCUGUAAAGCAAUGUUGCAUUUCAAAAUGAGGUCAUUGAGUGGUUUACAAUGACUGAGAUCCUUAGGCUAGUAACAAUCAUAACUGAAUCUUUCAUUGAAUUCCAGGUAUAACAAAACAUUGACCUAUCAUGUUUUUUAAAUGACCUGUCAUAUCACCAAAUUCCUUAGUUCAUAGACUUGAAGGAAGAUUCUAAAAUUUUUUGUCAGGGGCUAUGUUUUGGUGUGAUUGUCAUGAAAUAUUAAAUUCAAAUCAACCAUCAUAAGCAGUAUUCAUCUCUAUUUGGUUUAAUAUACUUCUGGGAAAAGCACUGUUAUUUCAAGGUCACUGUCUCCUAUUUAAAACUUUUCAACAUAACAAAAUCAACUCAAUAUGUUAUCAACAAGCUCCCUCAAAGUCCUCUUUUUAAAAAUAAUUUUUAAGAAUUCUUGCUUUUUCUUUUCUAAGUAUUAUGCUAACAGAUCCUCUCUUAACUGUUCUGUGAGAUUUUGGAUAGUUGUGAAGUCUUAGAGAAUAUCUUUAGCUUCUUUGCCAACUAGUGCUUUACUUGUUACAAUUAACCUUACCAGCAUAACCAGACAACUAUUGGCCGCUGCUAGCAUGUGUGCAAUAUCCAAUCUUGACUGACUUAUAUUAUUUUGUGGAAAAUUUAUCGUUAUCUGACACUUGGCUUUUAUUAAAUUAUCUCAUAUUGAUGCCUUUUGUGUGAGAAAAUUAACACUUUUAUGACACCUUGUUUCUGAAAUUUUUUUUUUCUCUUAAAUCAUAAUUUUACGUGGAGAUGUGAAGUGUGUUAGAACUUACCCUAAGUUAUGAUACUUUUUUCAAUUUUUUCUUUUUUUUUUUUUUUUUUUUUCAGUUUGUUUACAUGACUUUUCUGAGGAGAAACAAAUGUUAAGAAACUCUUCUUUUUGCAGGUUUUCUGGUGUCUUUGUCAACAUGGGCCUCACAUUUCAGAAGGCAGAUGCCCAGGCAGACUUGGACUGGUGGUCACACAACCAUGGUAUGGGCAUGCCACAGAAUUGGCCAAUGUUUGAGGUACAUUAACAUUCUGUAUAUCUUCACUAUAAGAUACCCAAAGUCAAUCUAGAUUUUAUACAUUCAUGAAUAAGUUCAGUCAAUAUCAAAUGGAAAUAUGCCUUGAAGUGGUAUGUGAUGGCUGUUUAGGUAACAAGAUUGAGAUUAGUUAUUGCAAAUUAUAUCUCUAGGGAAACUUUCCAUAUCAUAUCAUCUCACUGUAUGUACAGUAAUGAUUGGAUUUAGGGUCCUCAUUCUAAUUAGUACCUUUUCUCAAGUAAGCACCCCCCCCCUAUUCUAAUAAGCAUCCUUAUUGCACAAACACCUUCACUCCAAUUAGCAUCCCUGGUUUGGUUGAAAAGUGCUGGUCAGUGGCACUCUUACAUAAUUUUUACCUUGGUUGCUACAAAACUACUUUGAUUUCUUUAAAGGGAAAGUAAGGUCUACAUAAGAAAAGCUCUUCAAGUCUAUUAUUUUCAACUUAACUGCAUGCCAACCAGGGCUGUUUGUGGGUCCAAAUGACUCUUACUCAUUAAUACACCAGAGCUGGGUUCCUGAAACUGAAAAAUGAUUCAUUUCAUUCAGUUAGCAAUGUGAAAUGAAUUCAUUGCAGGCACCACAGUCUUCUUUAGUGAAAGAACUCUCACUCUAGAGCUAGUAUGUAUUGAGAAAAAAAACCCUUCCUUUCAAAUUGAGUCGUUGACUCAAGCUAGUACAUUUAAUUCUUGGUAGCAUACGUUUUCCACAGGCUUCUCUUGACAUUUGCUACAAGAGCAACACUUGUGAUUUUCAAGACAUGAGCAUUUGAGCAGUUUGACAUUUUCCUUGAAACUCAUUUUCCUGAAUUUCUUUGUCAGCACAGGUUUCUUCUUUCAUGUUGCAUUUGAAACAUAAAUGGAUGUAUUACACCCUCUGGAUUAAAAUCCAAAUUGAGAAUUCAGUCAGUAGUGCUCUCCUUUUUUCUGUUUUCCUUAUUUACAUCCAUCUCAGCUGGGAUUUAAGGUGGUAUGCUUGACUAUUGCUUUGUCACAGUUAUAUCAUAACAAAGAAGGUCAUUUUUAAUUUGAAAAUGUCAAUUUUUGGAACACAAUUGUUUGCAACAAAAAAGUUUUUAGAACAAGUGAAUAGCCAGUUAGGACAAUGCAAGUCAGGAACUUUUCAUUUAGGUAAACGUUUUAGACCUUAUUUUCCCUUUAAACGCAACAAAAAAGUAUAAAGAUUACCUCAGACUUAAGUAUUAGGAACAAAUUAUCUUUGUAUGCAAUUGUUCCUUAUCUCUCCUCCAUUUGUGAUUUUGCCAACCUUUGUUUCAGUGGGUGUCAAUUUUGUGUUUUUGCCAACCUUUGUUUCAGUGGGUGUCAAUUUUGUGUCAUCGUUGUAUCAGGCAGCAUUUCCAUCAUAACAUCAGAGACAAGGCACAGUUUAACCACACCUGUUUUUAGCUUUAAGAGGGUUCCUUUCAGGAAAUGUAUUCUUUUUUCACUGCAAAGCUGAAGUGACUUUAAUUUUAUUCAGCUCAAGCUAGGGAUUCAGUUGUGUUUUUCUUUCAUGUUCUUAGUAUACCUUAGAAAUAUAUUUCAUGUUAUCUUUUAACAAUAUAUGAAUUCUAGUGGAUAAAGAUAUUUUCAAGAGUAGGUACUUUUUCAUUUAGAUGUGGUUAAUGUGCAACUUUAGUAAGAAGGUAGUUCAUGUCUCUGAACUAAGAGUGCAGAACUUUUCCAGUGGAUGCAGUCUUCAAACUGCUUUUUUUGUCUAUGUUUAGGAAAGGAAACAUCCUACUAGUAACUUACUGCAAAGAAUGUUGCAUAGACAAUGUCAAAGUGGAGCAUUAAAAAAGGGAAAACGACUCCAAAACUUAUACAUAGAAAAGGGAAGCACUUGUGAGUCACUUGAUAAAAUUCACAGUAUUCACUUGGACACAGAGGAUAAUUUUGCUUGGAACACUGACACUACCAAUAUUGAACAUCUCAUAACUUUAGGCACAGGUGAAUGCUUCGAUGAAGGUGUUUUGUAUAGCACAGUUGAGUCAAUAUAUAACUGCUGUGUUAAAGAUUCAAGCAAUGUUGAAAGAGUAGGUGAACAUCCACAAGAUGGAAAUAUUUCAGAGAGAGUAGACUGUGUAGAAAGUGCAUAUGGUAAUAGCAGGACAGGAGUGUUGUACUGGGAAAUAUUGGAUGUGUCAUGCAGAAAUCAGGUACUAUAGAUUGAAGAUCACAGGAUUAUCAGUAGUUAUACGUUAGCUAGAGUUUUUUUUUACUACAGAUAGUAUAAGGCAGUCAGAGUCAGCUUAGAAAAGAGGUGCCAAGAUUUUACUUUGUCUGGCAGAGGGUUAAAAAGUUAAGUAUUUGUAGUGAAUGGUUUUAAGCAAGAGAAACAAUUUACUGUAAAGAGUGAUUGUUUAGUUAGGAGAAGCAUUGAAGAAGUACUGUUGAUUCAUGAACUUGAUUGGAAGUGAGCAUUGACAUCAAGUGAAAACUGUUUGCUUUUCAUUAAACUGCUAUUACAGGAAGAUAAGUCGUGCCAUUUUAGGCUAAAUUUACUCCUCUGAUCCCUUGUUUUUUGUCAGUUUUUCUAAAAUGCUUAACUACCUUCAAGAUGAAACAAGACCACUGAAUAGUUUGGUAACAUAGUAAACACAAAAGAGGAAAAAUUCUUUAAAGGAGGCAGAAAAAAUAUCAUAAUUUAAUUGAGAGAAGAUUGAAAAUUGGUAGGCACAAAUGAUGUUACUCCUGUCAUGUCACUUUGAAGGUGGCUGAAAGCAAGGACUCUAGUUUUUUCGAAACAAUUUUUGAGAAAAAAGUGGGAGCAAAUUAAUCAAAUUUCACAAAGAAAUUCAGAACCACCUCUAGCAUUAUGUUCUUGAACAAUACACCUUACACUAUCAUCAGCUACUUCUGACUAAAAACCACAAGAAACCAUAACAACGUAUGUACUAUGAGAUACUCGGAGUGACUUCAAAGCUUCAUAGUUAGAUGCUUGAAAGUUGAACCUUUUUUUUUUCCAGGAGUAUAAUGAGCCCCCUCCAGCAAAACGACCAUCAGUGUCACGAGGACAUGAACAAGCACCAGCGGCAUCCACUUAUACAACCACUCAAAACCAUAUUGAAGAACAAACUGAUUACCCUCAUCACAAUGAGAUGUAAGUUUUAGAACUAAGAAUAACUAGUGGCCUUGAGCUUUUCCAAGUCUACUUGAACACUGAGCUUACAGGCUACCGAGACAGGCAUCAAAAGACUGCGCAUGUACAAACAUCGUAAUGAUUUGGUAAUGUGCUGUUAGCAUGUCACAACCAAGUUGUGUCACGCAAGUUACAAACAACCACACAAGCUAUUGACUCAUGUUGUGUCAAAAAACAUAUAACCUUUUUAGGUAUAGCUCAAAAAAGAAUAUUAAAUCAACAUGAUACCUGUACUUGAAAAAGCUUUGUGUUCAAAAAGUCUCAAGGUUUCCCUUUCCCUACCACUGAUAAUUAUUGAAGUUUUAAUUUUCUUUUGCUUAUUUUGCAAGACAGCAGCUGUUUCUUAUGUUUUCCUAAUUGAAAUUUUGCACAGGAGAUAGGUGUGUUGCUAGCUAGAAUUGAUACUCUUGUACAUGCCUGACUUUUGACUGCUGUGUUCAGGCUACUUGCCUAAGGAAUAAAGGUGCAAUGGUAAUGAGACAAUUCAGAGCUUAUCCAUCACAGUGUUAUUCACCUUUGUCUCAUUUUCUUGGUCAAUAGAAACAACCCAUUUAACAAUUAUACAUCAAAUACAAAUGAAGACUUCAGUGAACCAUCAGCUCCAGAUGAAUGGGACAUUGAGCCACCUCCCAUUGAAGAUACAGGUGUCCCAGUCAGGGCCUUGUAUGACUUCCAAGGUGUGGAGGAUGACGAACUCAAUUUCAAAGAAGGGGACAUCCUUACACAACUUUCCUCGCAGGAUGACCAGGGCUGGUGUCAGGGAAGAUUUCAGGGUAAAAUUGGACAUUUUCCUGGGACUUAUGUGGAGCCACUGUAGGAAGAAGAAGUUAAUGAUAUCAAUGUGAUGUUCUGCUCUUCUUUAAAAGAAUUCAAUCUUAGUGUCUCUUGAUAGUCUCCCCUGCCAUUACAUGGAGCAUGGCAUCUUAAAAACAUAAGGCAAUGCCUUAAUGCUGGCUGUUAAAUUCCCAAGUACUAUCUCGGAAAAAAAAUAUCUAAGCAAUGAUAAUAAGUUAUCACAAAAAAAUAUAAUAAUAUUGAUAGUCAAUAAAAUAUGUGCAACCACAGGACAUUGUGGUUUAUUUGUGGCUCAAGAAAAUAUCAAUAUCCAUAUCCCUGCACAGACUUAAUGCUUGCAGCUGUUUUUGAACAUGUUUUAUAAAAAAGCAAAACAUGGGAUGCAAGGAGACUAACUGUGCUGUGGAAAGAUUUUGGUUUUAACCAUUCAAACUCCAGAAACUCCAGUUGGCUUUUACACUCAAGACAAAAUAUGGCUUUUUUUUUUCUUAAUUCCUUCUCUUUAUCCAAUUUUAUUAACUAUUUUAACCUUAUAGUCACCAGCAUCUCAUUUCUCCUUACAAUUGUCUUUUGAAUCAGUAUUACUGAAGAUUGUGAGAAUUAAGGAAAUGAUUACCAACCUAAGAGGCUUUGAUUGUUGGACAAAUUCUCCUUCUCAGCACCUGAAGAAAUGUAUAGUGAAGAGUAUGGAGAGUUUGUAUAUUGAUGUUAGGGUGUAAAGGGUUAACCUUCCUUGAGUGGGUAUUGAUAUUUUCAGAGAUCACUCAUUGUGAAAAAAAUAAUGUAUACUUUGCAGAAGGUUAGGUUUUUUUCAGCGUGUAUAUUGUUGGUGAGGAGAAUCCAAUUACAAUAGAUGUAAAACUGAUUUUUGGAAAAAUUGCUCUAGUAUCUGGAUAGUCUGGGUUAUAUUAUUUCUCCUUGUCUAACAAUUCAAUAAUAUAAAAGUGAAACUUCCUAGCCUGCUACCAUUAUAUAAAAAGAGGCAUACCAUUGUACUUUUUCAAGUAUGAAACAGAAUGAAGAUGUAUUGCAACAGUUAAUUGAUAAACUUAUUUAUGCAGCUUUGUUGUCAGAGUAUGAAGCAAGAAUAAUUUUUUGAGUAGAUUUUCAUACUUGUAUAUCACAAAUGAAAGAAAAAAGGUGUUCUAAAGAAAGCCAUUAUUUACUCUAUUUGGUAGAAUAUCUGAAACCCCUUCAGCAUGUAUUUCCUCCCAACAGUACCUAAUUUGCUGCAAAUGCUGCCAUAGAAGUGAAUUUAACAAGUAGCUGGUCAGGAGAAGUUGAAUUUUGAUCAGAGUUUAGGUUUACUGAAUGUAAAGGAUAUUUUGUGAAGACCAUUUGGAAUGAGGUGUAUUUCAAAUGAAAUGUCUUCAGGUCAUGUUUAUUCUCUUCGCUGCUGUCCCAGAUAAUCAUGGAAGCAGUAAAUGAUUAUUGUAAUAAAUGUGAUUUUUUGAAAGAC
Molecule: messenger RNA, 8457 nt
Organism: Pocillopora meandrina
Lineage: Eukaryota; Metazoa; Cnidaria; Anthozoa; Scleractinia; Pocilloporidae
Source: the annotation of a GenBank genome assembly